Molecule: messenger RNA, 300 nt
Organism: Eptesicus fuscus (big brown bat)
Lineage: Eukaryota; Metazoa; Chordata; Mammalia; Chiroptera; Vespertilionidae
Product: small nuclear ribonucleoprotein G-like
Exons: 1
Coding region: 53-283 (76 amino acids)
Biological process (GO): mRNA splicing, via spliceosome; spliceosomal snRNP assembly
Cellular component (GO): U4 snRNP; spliceosomal tri-snRNP complex; U2-type prespliceosome
Molecular function (GO): RNA binding
Source: RefSeq, a predicted model, not a curated record
CAGAGAGGCCGCGAAUUCCGUUUGGAAGUAUCUUUGAGCUCGCUUGGACACCAUGAGCAAAGCUCACCCUCCUGAGUUAAAAAAAUUUAUGGACAAGAAGUUAUCAUUGAAAUUAAAUGGUGGCAGACAUGUCCAAGGAAUAUUACGGGGAUUUGAUCUCUUUAUGAAUCUUAUGAUAGAUGAAUGUGUGGAAAUGGCAACUGGUGGGCAACAGAACAAUAUUGGAAUGGUGGUAAUACGAGGAAAUAGUAUCAUCAUGUUAGAAGCCUUGGAACGAGUAUAAAGAAUGGCUGUAGUUAC